AUGCGUUUCUCUGCCAUCACCGCAGCUGGGCUGCUCGCGCUUCCCGGGGCUAGCGCCAAUCUCCACGAGCUUGCCGUAGCUGCCGGCAAGAAAUACUUCGGCUCCGCAACAGACAACGGGGAGCUCACUGACACCGCCUACGUCAACAUCCUCAAGAACAACAAGAUGUUUGGCCAGAUUACACCAGGGAAUGGCCAGAAGUGGCAGUUCACCGAGCCGAGCCAAGGCUCCUUCUCAUACACCGGCGGCGACCAGAUCACAGAGUUCGCCAAGAACAACGGCCAGAUCGUCCGCUGCCACACCCUCGUGUGGCACUCUCAGCUUCCGGACUGGGUCUCUUCGGGCACCUGGACCAAGGAACAGCUGACCAGCAUCAUUGAUACGCACAUCUCCAACGUCGCCGGCCAUUACAAGGGCCAGUGCUACGCCUGGGACGUCGUCAACGAAGCCCUCGAAGAGGACGGCACGUACCGUGACAGCGUCUUUCACAAGGUCCUCGGCACCGAUUUCAUACCCAUUUCGUUCAAGGCCGCCGCCGCAGCCGACGCGGACGCCAAGCUUUACUACAACGAUUACAACAUCGAGCUACCCGGUGGCAAGCAGAAGGAGGUUCUCAAUAUCAUCAAGAACAUCAAGGCCGCAGGCGCCCGUAUUGACGGCCUCGGCCUUCAAGCCCAUCUCAUCGUCGGUAGCGCCGGCUCCCGCUCAGAUCUGAGAUCCGUCCUCCAGUCCUACGUUGACGCCGGUGUCACCGAGGUCGCCUACACCGAGCUCGACAUCCGCCACUCCUCCGUCCCCGCCAACGCCGCCGCCCAACAGCAGCAGGCCCAGGACUAUGUCAACGUCGUCGGUGCCUGCUUGGACGUCGCCGAGUGUGUCGGUAUCACCAUCUGGGACUACACCGACAAGUAUUCCUGGAUCCCAUCCGUUUUCCCGGGCACCGGCGAAGCCCUCCCCUGGGACAAGGACCUCAACCCUAAGCCCGCGUACACCAGCAUCUCCAGUCUUCUCGCUGCCGCUGCUACGUCUGCUCCUGUUGCUUCCGCUUCAUCUGUCGCAGAUGGCACUUUGCCCGUCGCCCCAGCAACGACAACCGAGGCUACUGCCCCUGGUAGUGCCGCCCGUUGGGCUCAGUGCGGAGGGAUUGGAUUCACUGGUGCUAGUAACUGCGAGAGUAACCUUGUCUGUGAGAGGAUUAAUGAGUAUUACAGCCAGUGUGUUUAA
Colletotrichum graminicola M1.001 is the source of this 1224-nucleotide messenger RNA. RefSeq names its product glycosyl hydrolase family 10. The transcript has a single exon. Gene Ontology annotation, molecular function: hydrolase activity, hydrolyzing O-glycosyl compounds; cellulose binding. Gene Ontology annotation, cellular component: extracellular region. The coding region runs from base 1 to 1224 and encodes 407 amino acids. Gene Ontology annotation, biological process: carbohydrate metabolic process. The record is from RefSeq and is a predicted model, not a curated record. NCBI's taxonomy places the organism in Eukaryota, Fungi, Ascomycota, Sordariomycetes, Glomerellales, Glomerellaceae.